GUGUGUGUGUGUGUGUGUGUGUGUGUGUUGCUGCAGGAAUGCGUCCGUUGCAUUACGCCGCCUGGCAGGGAAAAGCUGAAUCUGUCCUGAUGCUGCUUCGCUCCGGAGCGUCGGUUAACGGAGUUUCUCUGGACGGACACAUCCCGCUUCACCUCGCAGCUCAGUACGGACACUAUGAAGUGUCGGAGAUGUUGCUGCAGCAUCAGUCCAACCCGUGUCUGGUCAACAAGGCCAAGAAGACUCCUCUGGACCUGGCCUGUGAGUUUGGGAGAGUCCAGGUGGCCCAGCUGUUGCUGAGCAGUAACAUGGUCGUGGCGUUGUUGGAAGGAGAGAGGAAGGAGCCGACGGACUCGGCCUACACCACUCCGCUGCACCUCGCCGCCCGCAACGGACACAAAGACAUCAUACGGCUGCUGCUGAAGGCCGGCAUCGACAUCAACAAGACCACCAAGUCUGGAACAGCUCUGCACGAAGCGUCUCUGUACGGGAAGACCGAGGUGGUCCGACUGCUGCUGGACGCUGGCGUGGACGUCAACAUCCGUAACACCUACAACCAGACGGCGCUGGACAUCGUCAACCAGUUCACCACAUCGCACGCCAGCAGGGACAUCAAGCAGCUGCUCCGAGAUGCGACCGGAGUUCUGCAGGUCCGAGCUCUGAAGGAUUACUGGAACCUCCACGACCCGACCGCCCUCAACAUCCGAGCAGGAGACGUCAUCAUGGUACCGGGGGCCCGUAGUGACCCGUCUCGUCCCCUGCAGGUGUUGGAGCAGCACGUGGACGGACGGUGGAAGGGCCACAUCCACGACACCCAGAGAGGGACGGACCGGGUCGGCUUCUUCCCUCCGUCCAUCGUGGAGGUCAUCAGCAGGAGAAACGGGGGCACCCUGUCCCGGCACGCCUCUCUGCCCACCCAGCGCCAGCAGCUGCUGUCCAGAGCCCCCCUCUCCUCCAGCCUCAGCUCCGCCCCUCAGACCGACGACUCCUACACUCUGUACGCACCACCCACCCACGUGGUGCUGCCGCUAGCCAACGGCCUCACGACCAACACAGGUUUGUCUCCGAGCCGCCUGUCUCAGUCUGAGUUUCCCUUCGAGGACAUCUGGGUUCUCAGGGACUCGUGUCAUGCCGGAGACAGGAACAGCGUCGGGAGUACCGGCAGCGUUGGCAGCACCCGCAGCGCCGGGAGUGGACAGAGCACCGAGAGCAACAACGCACCCAACGGACUCCAACACAACACCGGUCACCAUGACAACACCAACAAGCCGGCGCCUCCUGCUGUUGAUUCUGGACACUCAGACGUCGGCAUGCAGCCCGAUCAUCCUGCAGGUGGGACUCCUCGGAGGCAGACGGUCACGGUGCAGAGACCUGCAGAGCAGAGCUUCUCUCAGCAGUUUGUCCGUCCUCAGCAGCUGCUGGAGGGGAAGGAUGCCGAAGCGAUCUAUCAGUGGCUCAGUGAUUUCCAGCUGGAGCAGUACACUGGAAACUUCAUCAGCGCUGGUUAUGAUGUUCCCACCAUCAGCAGGAUGACUCCUGAGGAUCUGACCGCCAUCGGAGUGACCAAACCAGGCCACCGCAAGAAAAUCUCCAUCGAGAUCAACAACCUGAACAUCCCCGAGUGGCUGCCUGAGUACAUCCCAUGCGAUCUGGGCGAGUGGCUCAGCGCCAUCGGUCUCCCGCAGUACCACAAAAAACUCUCAGAGAACGGCUACGACUCCAUCAGCAUCGUCAAAGACCUGACGUGGGAGGAUCUGCAGGAGAUCGGCAUCACCAAACUGGGCCACCAGAAGAAGUUGAUGCUGGCAGUGAAGAAGCUGUGUGACAUCCAGAGGGCGAUCCUUCAGGCUGAAUCAGGCCAAGGCACGCUGCGUCGCAAAGCCCCUGGGGCCUUGCACCUGGUCACCAUCGAGCCGCCUGACUCCUCCGGUGAAUGCUCCUCGCCUCACACCCCAAAGAUGCUGACCUUCCAGGACAGCGAGUUAAGCGCCGAGCUGCAGACGGCCAUGUCCAGCCACUACAGAGGCUGCGAGGAAGGCCUGGCCAUCAAGAACGCCGUGGGAAUGUCCCAGAGCCAGGAGAGCAUCGACACUCGGUCCAGAGGCUCCGGACGCUCCCAGGAGCCUCCCAUGGCGUCCGUCACCCCCCACAGCUGGUCCCAGGAGAGCCUGGAUGGCAGCCCUACCAAGGAGAGGAACCUCCCUGAGGGCUGGGACCAGAGGCCUCCGCAGCAGCAGUCGCUCCCCAAGCAGGUGCCUUUGGGCACCGCGACUGUAUUUAAGUACCCGGCGAUCCCAGCCAAGCCCAAACUGUCUGGAUCUCGUGGUCCCUCGCCUCAUGGCUCCCCAGCGCUGAAGGGUUUCAGCUACCUGCAUUCUCAAUGUGGCUCCACAGACCUGAGCUCAUCUCCCAGGUGUGAGGACCGCACCAUGACCCUGACGCCACCCAAGAAGCGCACCCAGAGCAUGACCCGUUACGCUCUGUCGGACGGAGAGCCCGAUGAGGAUGACGAAGAGUCGGCAUUUCCUUCUGGAAACCUGUCGUCUUAUGCAACCUUGACCCGCAAACCCGGGCGCAGCCAGCUGGCUCGAUUACAGUCGAGUCCAGAAAAGAACGGCAACGUGGGACGAAGUCAGUCCUUCGCGGUGCGCGCCCGUAAAAAAGGUCCCCCUCCACCUCCCCCAAAGAGACUGAGCUCAGUGAGCAGCACCACCAGCGGGGAGCUGAGCGACAGCAGCACAACAUCGCCUGCCAGCGGGCCGACGGACAGUCCGGUGAGCGUGAGGAGCAUCGCAGCCUCUCUGGAGGGCAGGACGGAGGGGAAGAACCCCCCAGGACCUAAAUCAGAACUCGUCCAGCAGGAACCGCUUCCUGCCUCCCUCAACUCUGCAGGGCAAGAGUUCAGAGAGGCUGGCGGGGUGAGGAGGAGGGUGCAGAGCGAGUGUAUUCCUACCCAGACCGGCAACAGUGCCGAGCUGGAUCACGGGGUGAAGUCUGACUCUGAGGAGGAAGAGUCAAAAGGUCAACUGGAGGGCUCCUCGUCCCCACACAACAGCUCCAGUGAGUGCAUCCCCUUUGCAGAGGAGGGCAACUUGACCAUCAAACAGAGACCCAAAGCUCCAGGGCCACCCAGGGCUGAGGCUGUGCUGGAGCCUCCAGAGAAAUCAGCAGCCAAGAACCCGGAGGUGCCCGAGUUCAAUCUGAAGGAGUCGGACACGGUGAAGCGCCGACACAAACCCAAAGACAAGGAGCAGGGAGGAGACUCCCCUAGCAGAGAGGGAGCGGGGGCAGCCCAGUCCGACAGCAGUAGACCUCCAUCCCAGAGCCAGGAGGAGGUCAGUCUGAGGAUCAACGAGGCCAGUCUGGACAGGCCGGCCAGUCCAGCAACAGGAUCCCCCAUCAAACCUCCGCUGUCCCCGAAACCUCCUGCUGUUGCCCCGAAACCGAUUCGCCACAGUCUGCUGGCAGCACAAGCUGGACUCUCCUCUCCAACUGUGACCGUCAGUGUGGUUCAAAGUGUGGCCUUCACCUCUCUGUCCUCUCCUGCUCACGGGCCCACAGCUCCAGCACCUGGUCCUGGUCCAGGUCCAGCUCCAGCUCUGGCCCCUCAGAGUCCUUCUCUGACAGCAGCGAGGACUCAGGUCUGUGUGGUGGGUCCAGGUCUCAUUCCAGAGUCUUCCAGCGGGACUCAUGUGGUUCAGCAAAGACUGGAUCAGACCAGCACGUCUCUGGAAGCAGCUCUGAAGGCCGUCGAGAGAAAACUGGAGGACGAUUCAGAAAGCGGGCCGAACACGGUGAAGUCUGCGGGGAACAUUCUGGACGACAUCGGCAACAUGUUUGAUGACCUGGCCGACCAGCUGGACGCCAUGUUGGACUGAAGACUUUUUAUAAAAAUAUUCACCUUCAACCUCAGGAAGUGAGACCGUGAAGAGGAAACGGGCGUCCCCUCGCUCUGGACUACAUGAUGGACAUCAGCAGCCGUCUUGUCUCUGAACACCAGCACUUAACCUCACUGUGCUUCGUCUGCAGCAGGAUCUGAUGAAUCUGGUUCUGUUUGGAUGGAUUCAAACUUUUUAACGUUCGUGUCGUCGUCGUAUCAAACAUGAACCAAACAAACGUUGGACCAGCGCUGUCAUCAGCAGAUUAUUCAGAAUAUUUUAACAUGAAGUUUGAACUUUGCAGAGAGCCGAAGUCCUGACGCACUUCCUGUCCAGCGACUUUUACCAGGACCGACCUGAAUCUCUCCCGGUGCUCUAAGACGUCUGAAAAGCGUUGUGCUGUUUUUCUUUGAUUGGAUUCAGAGUGUAAAACUUUUCUGUCCUCUGAUGUUCAAAUCGUUUCUUUGGUGCAGUCGCUCGUCUUCCCACAACAACCAACAAAACAAAUCUCCAUGAAGUGACCAAACUCAGCACAUGAACCAACGGACAGAAGAAGCUGAGUGAAACAGUUGUAAAGUUGUAGGUGACAAAACAGCAACAACACGUCGGUUGUUAAAGGAGCUCAUUGUAUGACUGAAGGUAUCAGGAUGAGCGUUCCUUUAAUGUUCCUUUAAUGUUCCAUGUGCUGCGUUCAGUAUGAAGUCCACGUGUGCAUGAACCAAAGGCUGAACUUUAACAAACGUUGGAACACACAGGAAACAACAGCUUCACUCUAGUCUUCGCAGCCAUGACGACAUGACAUCAGCGCGACCUGGCAGACGAUGAGCGUCGGCGUGUUGACCAAUAGGAACGCAGAGGACGUCAGCAGUUUGUUGGCGAUGAUUGGUCGAGCUGCGGCGUGUCGUGACUCUUUCAUCUGACACUUGGUGUUUCUGAAGCUGGACGUCCAGUCUGACUUCGGCUCUCUGCUCGUCGCGUCUGAUCAUUUCAAAUUUUGUAAUAUUUAAAAAAAAAAUCUAUUUUAUACCGAGUGAUUUUAACCACGCGUAGUUCUUCCUCCUGUUUGUGUUUUGUCAACGUGUUCAGACAAAGGGAAGCAUGCUCAGUCAGUGUCGUGAUACAAACUAUUUUUUGAUAUUCAUUUUAGCCAAAUUAGUAUUUAAAUUAGAGUUAUCUAAAUAUGUAUAUUGUAACUAGAGGUCUAUACAGGAGCAGAUAUCAACCAAAGUCUUUGUAGAGAUUCUCUCUCGUGUUUUCAAACUUUCCUCAACGUUUAUGAAAUGUUAUUUUCACGUUUGGAUGAUGUUUCCAUGUUUAGCAUGAUGUCAUAGCCGUGUGAUCAUGUGACUUCUGUGUUGGUUUGUUUCGUCUCAGGAAAAGUCUCCUGACCUGAACUCGUGUUGCUGCUCACAGAAAGAUUCAAGACAAACUCCUUCAAACAUCUACGAUUUAUAAUAAAAUAAACACGUUUGGUAAAAAGAAAA
Larimichthys crocea (large yellow croaker) is the source of this 5359-nucleotide messenger RNA. RefSeq names its product caskin-2. Gene Ontology annotation, molecular function: protein binding. The record is from RefSeq and is a predicted model, not a curated record. NCBI's taxonomy places the organism in Eukaryota, Metazoa, Chordata, Actinopteri, Sciaenidae. Bases 39 to 3875 code for a protein of 1278 amino acids. The transcript has 18 exons.